GUCAGCUAGUGAGCGAGCAGAGAGAGAGAGAGAGGAGGAGGAGGAGGAGGAGAAGAAGAAGAGAGGGGCUAAAACUGUCAAUUCAGAUGAAAUUUAUGGAAGGUCGUCGUUCAAAAGGCGUUGGCUCUCCUUCUCUCUCCCCUGAACUCUCCCCUCUCUAUUUAUGCCGGACGAAGGGCGGGAGAGGUUGUCAAACUGCGAGCGAGCAACGAAGCGGGAGAGCAAGCAUAGAUAGCAAAGGAAGAUAGAGAGAGGCAAAGCCUCAAAGGAGAAAGAAGGAGAAGCAAAGAAACCCUCUGGUCCUCCUCCAGUUAUUGAAUGAUUCGGAGUUUCUAGCGGCCACUUUCAGGCUUAUCUGGCUACAAAGGGAAGCAAUACAUAAUGAAGGCAGAGUGUGCACCUGAGCUACUGAGAUGUCAUGAGCCUUCAAAUGUGAAGGAGAAUGGCGAAAUUGGUGUGACAAAUGAAGCCCUUUCCUCUGAUGAAAAAGAGGAAACCAAGAAAUGUGUCUCUGAAGUUGUUCCUGGGUGGUUUUCUGUGUUCCCCAUGUCAUGUUCAGGAGAUCAGAGUGUCCAGUUCUAUCACAACCCCAUGUGGUCUGGAGAGGCACAGUCACUGAAAGUGGAGAAAAUUUUAUAUCAAGGGAAAUCAAAAUAUCAAGAAAUUAUGGUCUUUGAGUCAACAUCAUAUGGAAAAGUGCUUGUGCUUGAUGGCAUUGUUCAAUUGUCGGAGAAGGAUGAAUGUGCCUACCAAGAGAUGAUAGCUCAUAUUCCACUUUGUUCAAUCAAAUCUCCAAAAAAUGUUUUGGUUGUUGGAGGUGGUGAUGGUGGUGUUCUUAGGGAAAUCUCUAGGCAUCCAUCUGUUGAACGCAUUGAUAUAUGUGAAAUCGAUGAAAUGGUCAUUAAUGUAUCCAAGCAAUUUUUCCCAGAUUUGUACAUAGGGUUUGAGGAUCCUCGUGUUCAUCUACAUGUUGGUGAUGCAACAGAAUUUUUGAGGGAUGCACCAAGUGGAACUUAUGAUGUAAUCAUUGUUGAUUCUUCGGAUCCAAUUGGUCCUGCUGUGGAACUUGUUGAAACACCAUUCUUCGUUUCAACUGCUAGGGCUUUAAGGCCAGGAGGCAUCCUUAUUAAUCAGAUGGAGAGCAUGUGGUUAGGGAAACAACUUAUCCGAGACAUUCUCACGAACUGCCGUGUUGUGUUUAAGGGCUCAGUUCGUUAUGCCUGGACAAGUGUCCCAACAUAUCCUAGUGGGGUGAUUGGAUUCUUGGUUUGCUCAACAGAAGGUGGUGAACCUAACAAUUUAUUGGAACCUGUUAACCCAAUUGAGAGGCUAGAAGGUUCCACAAACUCAAAGCGGGAAUUGAAAUUCUACAACUCGGAGAUGCACAGAGCAGCCUUUGCAUUGCCAGCCUUUAUGAAGAGGGAGGUGCAAGGACUACUUCACUGGUGAGGCCAUCUCGAGCAAGGAUAAGGAGUUGAGAAUUUCUCUUUGAAGUAUAGUAAAUCGUUCUGAACAAUAAUUCGUUGGCCCAAUUAAAUGAUAGAAGAGUUCGGCAUUUGGAACUGAGUUACAAAGUGUGUGAAUUUUAUAAUGCGAUGUUCCUCAUCAGGAAGUUAUUGUUGCUAUUGUCAUCACUAUUGUUUAUCAAUGUCAUUCUGAUUAUAGUUA
Messenger RNA from Nymphaea colorata (pocket water lily), 1668 nucleotides. Its product is annotated as spermidine synthase-like. Gene Ontology annotation, molecular function: spermidine synthase activity. The transcript is spliced from 12 exons. The coding region runs from base 382 to 1449 and encodes 355 amino acids. NCBI's taxonomy places the organism in Eukaryota, Viridiplantae, Streptophyta, Magnoliopsida, Nymphaeales, Nymphaeaceae. The record is from RefSeq and is a predicted model, not a curated record. Gene Ontology annotation, biological process: spermidine biosynthetic process. Gene Ontology annotation, cellular component: cytosol.